Molecule: messenger RNA, 2260 nt
Organism: Ctenopharyngodon idella (grass carp)
Lineage: Eukaryota; Metazoa; Chordata; Actinopteri; Cypriniformes; Xenocyprididae
Product: torsin-1A-interacting protein 2
Exons: 9
Coding region: 115-1836 (573 amino acids)
Biological process (GO): membrane organization
Cellular component (GO): membrane
Molecular function (GO): ATPase activator activity
Source: RefSeq, a predicted model, not a curated record
UGUGUUCCGCUGAAGUCGCUCCGACGAAGACCACCAUUAAUGUUCCGCUUUCCGGUUUCAGCUGCAUAGAAAGAAAAAAAAAAGUUUGCCAAGAAAUUGCGUGAUAAAAAACAAAUGGAUUCGGGUGAUUCUAAAGGAGAUGGAUUUACAACGAGGAGGAGAAGCGCCAGACAGGCACCUAAGACAGCUUUAUACAGUGCUGAUGCUAUACCCACACUCCCAUCAAAAAAAACCCGGGAAGAUGAUGGGGCAUCCAAAGCUGUCAAAGGAUCCAGGAAGUCCAAGAGCCACGAGAAGGGGGUUGAUGAUGAUCUUCUCAGACCCUCACUAAAAAGAACCCGUCAAAUGAGGGAAGAUGAUGGGGCAUCCAGAGCUGUCAAUGGAUCCAAGGAGUCCAAGAACCACGAGAAGGGGGAUGAUGAUGAAACCCCUGUUAAGAUACAAAAGCGUGGAGAGACAGAGAAAGCAAGUGAUACAGAUGAGAGAGGUGAUGGAUUUAAACACACAGAUGACGAAGAUGUGGAGAUGCGUGAUGAUGAAGACCAGGAUCAAGAUAUGAGCUCCGAUGAGAAGGAUGAGCAGGACCAUGAGCCCAGUUUGAAAGUGGAUUCCUCAGCCCAGUCUGGGACAGUAGAAAAGCAUCCUGCCCAUGCAUGGGGAGAAAAUCUGUCCAUUCGUCUAACACCUGUGGAUAAGAUACCCAGACCCAAAACCCAAACAGAAAAUUACAGACCAAACACAACGUCUGGAGAUCCCUCUAGUUUGGGUGCUGUACCACCGCUGUACCACAACCAUCAAGAGCUUUUAAGAAUGAGAAAUAAGAAUACCCCGAAAUAUCAGAAUCGCAUAACGGAGAAAGACAAAAAUGCCCCUUGUCCUGGGAACUGGAGCAGAUACCAAUCUAAACCCCCAAUGAUCACUGUCUACCCAACAAUUAAACAACCCAUCAUGCUUCAAACCGCUCAUCACAAAAACACAGAACUGAAGAAUUUGCAGAAACCAGUCAUCUCAAAAGCAAGACCAGUCUCUUCCUCUCAAGGCUGGUUGUGGUACAUGUGCAAGAUUCUUCUGUGGUCUCUGAUACUGACAGGAUUGCUGAUUGCUUUGGGCUUUUUGGCCUAUAAGAUAUUUCUAUGGUCAAAUUUGCCUCAAACUGACAGGUCCCAUUCUGAAACAAAGGAGAAAUUUGAUCUGGAAUUAACUGCUUUAAAGGACCUUUUCCCCAGUCAGCGUUCAGAGAUCUGGAAGAGGAGUGGGAAACAUCUUAAGCGCCACCUGAACAUGGUCAACCCCACUGAACCGGUCAGUAUAAUUCUGACUGCUGGCCUUCAGGCUGAAAAGACAUUGGGCUGCCUUGCUCGAGGCUUAGCCACAGAGUACUCCACGUUCCAUAACGCUUCAAUCUUAGAAAUCGACGGGACCACCAAAAGAGCAAAAGACAGUGAUCAGGUCAAGCUGGAGAUUGAUGAAGCGCUGAAUGAAGCGUUUAAAGGUGAUAAACCUGCAGCUGUUGUGCACCGUUUUGAGGAGCUCCCUCCUGGAUCUACUCUCAUAUUCUAUCGUUACUGUGACCACGAGAAUGCAGCUUACAAAAAGGUUUUCAUUGUCUUCACUGUGAUGCUUUCGGUGAAUGAAAUAGACACAUCGGCCAAUCUGAGUGUAGUGGAGGACAUGGUACAUGACCAUAUAAAACAGAAGUUUGUCUCCUCACAUAUAUCUGCUAAGUUUAAUCAAAUGGACGUGGAUAAACUGAGUGGAUUGUGGAGCAGAAUUUCUCACGUCAUCCUGCCAGUGGUUACAGAGGAGAAAAUUGAACAGCAGGGAUGUAGGGACUAACCUUUACAGAAAAUCAUAAGAUUGAAUCACUGUAUUGGGCUGGAUAUGUAAUUUUGUAGAGUUUUGAGUCCAAAGACCAUAUAAAUGUACAUAGAGGAUGUUUAUUCCAAAGAGGUUUUUAAGAAAUGUUUCUUUAUAAAUGUUUUAUACAAAUGGUUUUGUAUUUGACUCCAUUUUGGUUUUGUUUUCUUAAAUAAUAUGUGUGUGAAGGCAGCCACUUGAUCAUAAUAAUAAUAAUGCAACAGCAUUUGACUUACAGUUGUACAUUUCUUCUCAAGGCCAGGUGUGGUAAUAACUGAAGUUUUGCACUGAUUUUUGAAGUUAAGCUCUGAAUUGUAAACUAAACUCUUUUUACCAAUCAAUAUGUAGUCUGGGUUCAUUUAUUUGCUUGAAUAAGAUUAUAAUAAUUAAAAGUCAGUCUAUA